AUGUCCACUUUGAAUGUUUUAAGAUACUCCUUUCUAGGGUUGGGUUUAUUAGUAGGUUUAAAAACCGAUAUUGGAUUAAGAUGUCAAGCAAAGAAGGAUAAUGAAUUAAGGGAAUAUCAAUCUAAGGUUGACUUAAUUGAGGAAGCCAAAGCUGCUUAUCAAAAAACUCUACCUAAAAAGAAGGAGAAUGCUGUUUCUGGUUUCACUCUUGAUAAAUUGGAAGACCCAAACAUUGACUUUUCAGCUGUUAUUUUGAACUCUGUUGAAUCUUUGAAAUAA
Molecule: messenger RNA, 279 nt
Organism: Saccharomycodes ludwigii
Lineage: Eukaryota; Fungi; Ascomycota; Saccharomycetes; Saccharomycodales; Saccharomycodaceae
Gene: TIM11
Product: F1F0 ATP synthase subunit e
Exons: 1
Coding region: 1-279 (92 amino acids)
Biological process (GO): proton motive force-driven ATP synthesis
Molecular function (GO): proton transmembrane transporter activity
Source: RefSeq, a predicted model, not a curated record